Molecule: messenger RNA, 1338 nt
Organism: Alternaria metachromatica
Lineage: Eukaryota; Fungi; Ascomycota; Dothideomycetes; Pleosporales; Pleosporaceae
Exons: 2
Coding region: 1-1338 (445 amino acids)
Source: RefSeq, a predicted model, not a curated record
AUGCAACACAACAAGAUGGCAUCAGCUACAUUUGUAGUUGAAGACGUAUCUGCGCAGCUUCCAAAUGACGUCUACCAAGAGCAAUUCGACUUCACUGAGCUCAUCCGCGAUGUCGUUGAUUCUGUCGAUAGUCAGACCCCGGACAGCACGGUACAAGCCCAGGUCCAGUUGCUCCUCGCCCUUGUCGGUAGAGAUCUACUGAAACUUCACGCGCUCGUCAAUGUCGUCAACGCUAAGAUUGUGAGUCAAUCGAGCUGGGCCACAGUGGGCGUAAAGCUCUACAGGGCUUUGUUCGACACAAUCGAUCCGGAUCUGGAGCUCGAAGUCGUCAACGCCAAAAGUAUCGUGGGUGCCGACAUCGCGGGCAAGUACAUCCUCGAGGCUGCCGGGGAGUUCAUCGCUCGACCGAUCUGGGAACCCGGAUCCGUCAACGUACUGGAUUUCUCGCUCAGCCUCCUCAGAGCCUUUUCUGUCGGACAACGCGGAUCGGCAAUAGCGGUGAACGUGGGUUGCGGCCUGUUGGAGAAGAUGGCCACCUCUCUCUACCUGCCCUUCCACAACAAUUACGACACGUUCUUUCCGUUCGCGUACAAAGCUAUUCCACUGCUCGACACCGCCAAUGAGAACAUGAAGUCUAGCCGUGUUACCGAUAUUCUGAUGGCUUUGAAGAAGGAAAACUAUGAGAGGACGGAGCAAGAGAAGGCCCUGAUCAAGCACAUGUGCGACAUACUCGGCAGGUCUGACCAGUAUCAACAACACACAGAGUCAGGGUAUACCUGUACCUGGGAAGAUACCGACUCUGAUGCGGCCGAGGACACAGUCUCUGCCAAGGUCGAGUAUGUAUACGGCAGGGGUCGAUUCAGCGUCAUUCCGCCUGAGGAACUUGACCAGGCAGUUGAAACUAGCUCGAAGCUAUUUACCACAACACAGGAUUGGGAAUUGCCAGCUAUCGAACGGCUGCUCAAGAGCAUCUCCGAAGCCAUGAAGAUUGGCGCACCAACCUGGGUACAGACCAUUACGCUCGACAUGAUAGAGAUCAUGGUCAAGUCGGACUAUGUCUUCUUGCACAAGAACAUGCAGAUACUGGUCGGCUUCAUCUUUCCUGUUGCACCGGCGCUUGACGCUAUGGCUGACAAUCAUCAUUGUGAGCGAUUGACGACACUGUUCGAUGCGCUCAGCACCCACAACGGUGUACAAACCGUCCAGGAUCAUGAUACCAUCGAAGAUAUCCGCCGAAAGUUGGGUAGAGGCGUGCACAGUGCAGCGACACAGCCCAUAGGCGAUAUGCUCGAAGAGGAUGACCUCCUAGGUGCUAUCUCCCAGCUCGAGAUCGAUUGA